This is a messenger RNA of Ipomoea triloba (trilobed morning glory), 618 nucleotides long. RefSeq lists its product as uncharacterized. The record is from RefSeq and is a predicted model, not a curated record. Lineage: Eukaryota; Viridiplantae; Streptophyta; Magnoliopsida; Solanales; Convolvulaceae. The transcript is spliced from 3 exons. Bases 11 to 607 code for a protein of 198 amino acids.
UCGUGGUUCUAUGAAUAAUGUGGUUGAAUCAAGAUGGUUGACACCACAUUUGAAAGCAAUUAAAGCUCUUUGGUUGUGUGGCUCUUCCUUGCUGUAUAUGGACGCAUCUUUGUUUGCAACUGCAAUAAAUCUCCAAGUAUUGGGGUUGUAUGAAUUACAUUUUGGUUGUGGGAAGCAGCUCACUGCUGCUAUGCAAUUGCUUCAAAAAUGCCCCAACCUAUGUGAACUGGGAACUACGCCUUAUCAGGAAGGAAGCAAACUUGAUAAAGAAGCUGCUUCAAGACUUUUUGAGGAUCCAAAUGGUUGCUUUAUUGUUCAAGAUCUAACGAUGCUUAACACAAUCAAGAUUGACUCAUUUUGGGGAUCCACAACCGAAAUGCUUUUUGUGAAAAUGUUGCUUUCAAAAUCCCGCGCACUAGAGAAAAUUGUUAUUAUGGAAUCUAGUGAUAUUGACACAUCCAUAGCUGUCAAAAGCCUAAGGGAGUUGUUGCGUUUUCCUCGUGCAUCUACAAAAGCCCAAAUUGUUUGCUUGGAAAAUGACGACGAUGACGAUGCCUCCAUGUAUAGUUCGGCCAUGGGCGAAUUGUGGUCAAUGGAGCGGUAUUAGAGUGUGCCAAA